AUGAACUUUCUGGAAGAAUAUUCCUGCUCACUCACACUCAUGUCAGGAAGAGCAUCAGUGGAGAUUCACAGCACUAGAUGUGAUGUCACACUGCAUGCGAACUUCAGGCCCACGGUGCAGGAGGAUGGAGGUGAUGUGUUGUAUCGUGGUUUUGAGGAUGGUAUUGUAAAGCUGAAGCUGCAGGGUUCCUGCACCAGCUGUCCCAGCUCCAUCAUCACGCUGAAGAGCGGCAUCCAGAACAUGCUGCAGUUCUACGUUCCCGAGGUGGAAGGAGUCGAGCAGGUGAAGGAAGAGGAUUUGGAUGUUGAAAAGGAUUUGAUAUUUUGAGUUUUAACGGACUUU
This is a messenger RNA of Carassius auratus (goldfish), 342 nucleotides long. Its product is annotated as NFU1 iron-sulfur cluster scaffold homolog, mitochondrial-like. Gene Ontology annotation, biological process: iron-sulfur cluster assembly. The record is from RefSeq and is a predicted model, not a curated record. The coding region runs from base 1 to 327 and encodes 108 amino acids. Gene Ontology annotation, molecular function: iron-sulfur cluster binding; iron ion binding. The transcript has 2 exons. NCBI's taxonomy places the organism in Eukaryota, Metazoa, Chordata, Actinopteri, Cypriniformes, Cyprinidae. Gene Ontology annotation, cellular component: mitochondrion.